AUGGCAGACAAGGUUCAAGAUGAGAAACGACUGGAAUACGGGAGCGAGGAGAAGGGCCUGGGAGGCGGCGGCGACUCCUCUGAACAUUCUCCCACCGUCGGUCCGACUGAUGGUGGCCUCCGUACCGUUGACGCCGGUCUGCCCCCUGACCAGGUCAUCGGCGAGAUGAGCCCGGCUGAAGAGGCUCGCACCAUUCGCAAGAUCGACUUCCGUCUGAUUCCUCUACUCACGCUGUUGUACCUCCUCGCAUACAUCGACCGAAGCAAUCUGGGUAACGCAAAGAUUGCCGGCAUGUACGACGACCUGGAGCUUUACGGAUUGAAAUACAACACGGUCCUGACAGUCUUUUUCGUCACCUAUACGCUGUUUGAAGUUCCUAGCAAUGUGGUUCUCAAAAUCCUCAGACCAUCCGUAUGGCUCUCGAUCAUCUGCUUUUCAUGGGGCCUCGUCAUGACCUUGAUGGGUCUGGUCAAUUCGUACCACGGGUUAAUUGUUGCCCGUAUCUUCCUGGGUCUUGCCGAAGCUGGAUUUUUCCCUGCUGCUACGUUCCUGCUCACCAUCUGGUAUCGACGAUACGAGGUGCAGAGGCGCAUGGCCAUCUUCUACGCUGCAGCCUCUCUAUCGGGGGCCUUUUCUGGCCUCCUGGCGUUCGCCAUAGAGAAGAUGGAUGGGAUUUCAGGUCUCGCCGGCUGGAAAUGGAUCUUCAUCCUCGAGGGUCUGGCGCCCGUAGCCGUCUCCUUCACCCUCUUCUUCCUUCUCCCGGACAAGCCUGAAACGGCCCGGUUCCUCACGAUCCGCGAGCGUGAGUUCGUCGUCAACCGUAUCGCCCUGUUCACCGGGUCGGGGGCCGGCCGUGUCACGAACGCCGACAAGAUCACCUGGACGUCGUUCAAAUCCGGGUUCAGGGACUGGCGGGUCUGGCUGGCCAUCAUCCCCUUCUGGGGCUGCAGCAUCGGCACCUACGGCUUCACCGCGACGGUGCCGACGGUGGUCAAGGACCUCGGGUACAGCAAUGCCAACGCCCAGCUGAUGACCAUUCCCAUCUACGUCGCUGCCACGUUCGCCACGGUCGGAGUCGCCUUCUGGUCCGACCGCAUCCAGCAACGCACGCCGUUCCUGAUGGGCGGGUUCUCGGUCGCCUGUGUCGGAUUCGUCGCCGAACUGGCCAUUCCUCACCCUCGCAUGCCUGGCGUGACGUACUUUUUCCUGUUCCUCAUCGCCAUCGGGCUGUACUGUCCCUUUACGUGCGUCGUCACCUUGGUCGGCAACAACCUUGCCCCGUCGAGCAAGCGUGCCGUCGGAAUGGCGCUGUUGAUCAGUGUUGGAAACAUGGGUGGUAUCUGUGGAUCCAACAUCUACUUCGCCGCCCAGGCGCCGAGAUACUACACGGGCUUCGGCGUGUGUCUUGCCGUCUGCUUCCUCGCCAUCAUCUGCGCCAUCAUCCUGCGCAUUGCGUACCGCCGCGAGAACAAGAGGCGUGACGACUACGUCGCCAGGGAGGGCGAGGCCGCCAUCAAGGCCAGAUUCACCGACCAGGAACUGUUGGAACUGGGUGACUUGAGUCCAUUCUACAGAUACACCCUGUAA
Molecule: messenger RNA, 1587 nt
Organism: Exophiala spinifera
Lineage: Eukaryota; Fungi; Ascomycota; Eurotiomycetes; Chaetothyriales; Herpotrichiellaceae
Exons: 5
Coding region: 1-1587 (528 amino acids)
Biological process (GO): transmembrane transport
Cellular component (GO): membrane
Molecular function (GO): transmembrane transporter activity
Source: RefSeq, a predicted model, not a curated record